AUGCAGACGUACCUUCUUUCCCAGCAACUUAACGCUAGGCCUUUGGCAGAAAACUCCACGGCUUGUCCAGCAAAUGCUACUAUUUGCAAUGGCAUCUCUUGUGUGGUAGUGGAUGAUUUUAAUGAAACUUUGAGCAUAAUUUUAAGUACUGUUCUAACAGUCAUGAUGGCUAUGGUGAUGUUCUCCAUGGGUUGCAAUGUGGAACUUAAAAAAUUCUGGGGCCACGUAAAAAGACCCUGGGGCAUUUUUGUGGGUUUCCUUUGCCAGUUUGGAAUUAUGCCUCUCACAGCCUUCUUGCUAGCCCUGGCCUUUAACGUGCUUCCUAUUCAAGCUGUCGUGGUGAUGAUCAUAGGAUGCUGUCCAGGGGGCACAGCCUCCAAUAUCCUUGCCUACUGGGUGGAUGGAGACAUGGACCUAAGCAUCAGCAUGACAACUUGCUCCACACUGCUUGCGAUGGGGAUGAUGCCACUUUGCCUUUUUAUUUACACCAAGAUGUGGACUGAUUCUGACACAAUUGUGCUCCCCUACGACAGCAUUGGGAUUUCACUGGUAGCUCUUGUAAUUCCCGUUUCGUUUGGAGUGUAUGUUAACCACAGAUGGCCUAGUAAAGCAAAAAUCAUACUUAAGGUUGGUUCUAUUUUGGGAGCAAUCCUCGUCGUGCUCGUUGCUGUGGUUGGGGGAAUACUCUACAAAGGCUCCUGGACUAUUUCACCCAAAAUAUGGAUCAUUGGCACCAUAUUUCCAGCAGCUGGCUAUUCUCUGGGAUUCUUACUGGCCCGCAUAGCUGGUCUGUCUUGGCACAGAUGUCGUACAGUGUCUCUGGAAACAGGCAUGCAAAACACUCAGCUAUGUUCAGCUAUAGUACAGCUCUCAUUCACUCCUGAAGAACUUGAACUGAUGUUUACUUUCCCAGUCGUCUACAGCAUUUUCCAGCUGUUGUUUGCACUGCUGAUUUUGGGAGGCUACCGUGUUUACAGAAGACACCGUGUCAAAACAAAGACAGAUGUUGAGAAAACAGAUGAAAAAGAGGAUUCAAAAUCAAUGUCAUCACAUGCUAAAAUUAAUGGAGGAUUUAUAUCAAAUGAGAGCAAAUAG
Eurypyga helias (sunbittern) is the source of this 1095-nucleotide messenger RNA. It is a transcript of the gene SLC10A2, whose product is annotated as solute carrier family 10 (sodium/bile acid cotransporter), member 2. Lineage: Eukaryota; Metazoa; Chordata; Aves; Eurypygiformes; Eurypygidae. Gene Ontology annotation, molecular function: bile acid:sodium symporter activity. The transcript has 6 exons. The record is from RefSeq and is a predicted model, not a curated record. Bases 1 to 1095 code for a protein of 364 amino acids. Gene Ontology annotation, biological process: bile acid and bile salt transport. Gene Ontology annotation, cellular component: apical plasma membrane.